GCGCCCCUUUUUUCUUUCUCUUUCUCUUUCUUUCUUUUCCUGGAAAGAAAAAUAAAAAGUUGAAAACAAAUUAUAAGAAAACACCCAACCAAUCAAUCGCCUUCGUAUGUAAAUUCCAUUACUGUGAAAAAGUGGAAAUUAUCGCCUUUUUAUCUGAUUUCCUUCACUUAAAUUCAUCGCCAUGUCAUUGCGUAGACGAACUUUGCUCAAGGUCAUCGUUCUCGGCGACAGUGGGGUUGGCAAGACGUCGUUGAUGAACCAAUAUGUGCAUAAGAAGUUCAGUCAGCAGUAUAAAGCUACAAUAGGUGCCGAUUUUGUCACGAAAGAACUCCAAAUUGAUGACAGGCUCGUCACUUUACAAAUUUGGGACACAGCUGGGCAGGAAAGAUUUCAGAGUCUUGGAGUUGCAUUUUACAGGGGGGCAGAUUGCUGUGUUUUAGUUUAUGACGUUAAUGUAAUGAAGUCCUUUGAUACUCUUGAGAAUUGGCACGAGGAGUUUCUCAAGCAGGCCAACCCUCCGGAUCCCAAGACAUUUCCGUUUAUAUUGCUUGGUAACAAGAUUGAUAUUGAUGGGGGGAAUAGUCGUGUGGUUUCUGAGAAGAAAGCAAAGGACUGGUGCACAUCAAAGGGGAAUAUUCCUUACUUUGAGACAUCAGCAAAAGAAGAUUACAAUGUUGAUGCUGCAUUCCUUUGUAUUGCGAAGACUGCUCUUGCAAAUGAACAUGAGCAGGACAUAUAUUUCCAAGGCAUCCCAGAGGCUGUUUCAGAGUCUGAUCAAAGAGGGGGUUGUGCAUGCUGAAUUUAUUUGAGCAAUUCACCUCUAAUGCUGGGCUGCCUAAAUUUUUCAUUUUUUAUGCUCCCGAUUCAUAGCCAUUGUUUGUACACGCUGUAUACUAAGUUAUUUCUGUUUAGCCAUGCUUUGACUUUUGCCAUUUUGACUUUGUGGAAAGUAGUCCUGUUUUUGUCAGAUGAACUCCAAGAAACCUCAAACUGUAGAACCCCUUUUUGGAUUGUCUCACCAUGAGUUAUUGCUUCUACUUUCAAAACGGAAUCGAUGCUUCUAGUUUUGCCUUGUGAGAAUCAACUUCAUGGAAUCUUUAAAUUAACUUUUGGGUAACAGUUACUCAUGUGGUCUUAAGCUAUUA
Prunus dulcis (almond) is the source of this 1145-nucleotide messenger RNA. Its product is annotated as ras-related protein Rab7. Bases 182 to 799 code for a protein of 205 amino acids. The record is from RefSeq and is a predicted model, not a curated record. Gene Ontology annotation, molecular function: GTPase activity; GTP binding. Gene Ontology annotation, cellular component: vacuolar membrane. NCBI's taxonomy places the organism in Eukaryota, Viridiplantae, Streptophyta, Magnoliopsida, Rosales, Rosaceae. The transcript is spliced from 7 exons.